UGAAGCGCUCAGCGUCGGUGAACAGGGUCAUGUUCCUUUAACAUCUCACCACAUCUGACUCGCUUCCCUCAGCGCCCCACCCAGAGCUCCUGAGCUGAAGUUUGACACCGUUACCAGCCUGCUCUCAUUCCCGCCGUCUGCUGGGCUUUGACUGACCGCUCCCGUCCGUGCCCACACACAGAGACAGAGAGAGAGAGAGAUCAGUGCAGCAUGCCUCUUGGGGGUGGAAACAAAUGCGGCUGCUGCCAGAAAACGGUGUAUUUUGCAGAGGAAGUGCAGUGUGAAGGGCGGAGCUUCCACAGAUCCUGCUUCCUGUGCAUGGUGUGCAGGAAAAAUCUAGACAGCACUACUGUGGCCGUUCAUGAGAACGAGAUCUACUGUAAGGCCUGUUACGGCAAAAAGUACGGGCCCAAAGGCUACGGCUCCGGCGCCGGUGCAGGAACUCUGAGCAUGGAUAAAGGAGAGUCACUGGGAAUCAAACAUGUGGAGCCUCAAGAACACCGGCCAACCAAUAACCCCAACACAUCCAAGUUCGCUCAGAAGUUUGGCAGCUCUGAUGUUUGUCCACGGUGUAGCAAGGCCGUCUACGCAGCUGAAAAAGUCAUAGGGGCAGGAAAUGCAUGGCACAGGGGUUGUUUCCGAUGUGCAAAGUGUGGCAAGGGACUGGAAUCUACAACUUUAGCCGACAAGGAUGGAGAAAUCUUCUGCAAAGGUUGCUAUGCUAAAAGCUUUGGACCAAAGGGCUUUGGAUACGGUCAAGGCGCUGGAGCGCUGUCACACACCCAGUAGAUCAGCGUGACAACUUACCCCACGUUCCUUCACUCGUAAGCAAGAAGGAAACCGGAGUCCAGAAGCUUCAUGCCUAAACCUUAAACGCGACGCAUUCCAGAUCUCAACACAUUCCACAAAGCAUCAUGUCGUUGUCUUAAACCCAUAAACAUCUCUUCUUAACUCUUGAACGGUGACAAAUGCUUGGAAGAAUGUCAAGCAUGUAAACUAAACAUGAGUUUAAGACUUAAUCUGCUCACCUAAGAUCGCUUGAGAUGGCACAGGUUUCGUGGAACCUGAGCUGUGAGUGUUCCUCUGCUUAGACGCGCUGCCUGUUCUCAGAUGGUUUGCCACAUGCUUGUUUGAGCUUUAAUCACUCUAAAGAAUGUUUUCUUCAGCAUGAAUGACAAGUCACAAGCGCUCCCUGGAUUAAGGUGCACUAAACUGAUUUGACUAUCAAUGGAAAGACAUCCCACAUAUGCCUUCUGCACGUACUGUACUUCAAGAAUACGGUUAGAAGUAAAUGUACAAAUAUGCACGA
This is a messenger RNA of Puntigrus tetrazona (Sumatra barb), 1309 nucleotides long. RefSeq names its product cysteine and glycine-rich protein 1a (gene csrp1a). Lineage: Eukaryota; Metazoa; Chordata; Actinopteri; Cypriniformes; Cyprinidae. Gene Ontology annotation, molecular function: actinin binding; structural constituent of muscle. The record is from RefSeq and is a predicted model, not a curated record. Bases 211 to 789 code for a protein of 192 amino acids. Gene Ontology annotation, cellular component: cytoplasm; nucleus; Z disc. The transcript is spliced from 6 exons. Gene Ontology annotation, biological process: sarcomere organization; muscle tissue development.